AUGCCGUUCGCCUCCCACAACGCACACCAACGCAGCAGCGGCGGCGGCAUCGGCACGACCAUGGGCCGAUCUAGUCUGUUCGCCACCGGCGCGCUUUCCCUCUUCCUGGGUGGCAGAGUGUCCGGCCAGGAGUCAUGCGUCCAGGUGGCCUACCCGACGUGGGGGGCCAACUGCCCUUGCGAAGCGGGCAGCCAGUACUCCUUCACGAUGGAGGGGCAGACCACGGUUACCGCGAACACGGUCAACGUGGCCGUCAUCAUCGACGCCUCGGUCAGCGUCGGCACCGCCGACUGGGAGCUGUCGAAGGAGUUCGCCAAAAACACGGUGGCGUCCUUCGCCCAACAGAACCUCUUCACGAACGGCGGGAGCGCCUCCUUCGCCCAGUUCUCUUCCGACGCUUCGGAGGGCGGCACAUUCUACUCCCUCGAGGACUUCAACGCCUUCGUAGACGCGGACGCCAAGUACUCGGGCGGGACCGACAUCAUCGACGGCAUCGCCAAGGGCAGGGAGCUCCUCAGCGCCUCUCCCACCACUACGUCGUUCAUGAUCGUCACUACUGACGGAGUUGCGCCCGACCCUCAGGAUGAAGCCGACGCGGCCCGGGCUGAGGGCACCAUCCUGUACGCCGUCGGUGUGGGUUCGGGCCCGUCCCAGGAGAACCUCCUCGCCAUCGGAGGGGACGAGGCGAACGUCUUCGACGUCGACAACUUCGAGGAGUUGGACCUCGCCCUCGAUGACAUCGUCUCCGCUUCCGGCGGCAGCGUGCCCUGCGCCGCCACGGGCGCCACGGUGACGGUCCAGUUCAACGGCAUGGUGACUGAGGCCACCGUGGACGGCGGCGUGGCCACCUACGACGGCGGCGACGUGGUCUUCACCAUCGACGACCUCGAGGCCACCCCGACCAACUUCGAGGUCUGGCUGGACUGGUGCGGGCAGCCUGAGGGCGCCGAGGUCAUCGCGUCCGUGUCCUAUGCCGAUGACGAGGGGAACACGCCCGACUUGUCUGCCCUCGAGGGUUGGGCUGUGGUGCCCGUCUGCGUGCCUGCUGCCCCUGUACGUGACUCCCCCGAUGACGUCUUCGACGACCUCUCCUUCGACUUCUCGUACUCGUACUCGUACACCUACGACCCGUGGUACGACGACGACAGCAGGGACGCUCCGACUGUGCCCGGGCCUGCUCCCCACGACGGUGGCAGAGGAUCGCCCACUCCCGGAGACGCGCCCACUCACCGUGGAGACGCGCCGGUCUACUCGGCCCCUACUGGCGGUGGACGUUCGCCCACUCCGGGAGCCGCGCCCACUCACCCUGAGCCCGCGCCUACUCACAGUGGAGACGCGCCGGUCUACAAGGCCCCUACUGGCGGUGGACGUUCGCCCACUCCGGGAGCCGCGCCCACUCACCCUGAGCCCGCGCCUACUCACAGUGGAGACGCGCCGGUCUACUCGGCCCCUACUGGUGGUGGACGUUCGCCCACUCCGGGAGCCGCGCCCACUCACCCUGAGCCCGCGCCUACUCACCGUGGAGACGCGCCGGUCUACUCGGCCCCUACUGGCGGUGGACGCUCGCCCACUCCGGGAGCCGCGCCCACUCACCCUGAGCCCGCGCCUACUCACAGUGGAGACGCGCCGGUCUACUCGGCCCCUACUGGUGGUGGACGCUCGCCCACUCCGGGAGCCGCGCCCACUCACCCUGAGCCCGCGCCUACUCACAGUGGAGAAGCGCCGGUCUACUCGGCCCCUACUGGCGGCGGACGCUCGCCCACUCCGGGAGCCGCGCCCACUCACCCUGAGCCCGCGCCUACUCACCGUGGAGACGCGCCGGUCUACUCGGCCCCUACUGGUGGUGGACGCUCGCCCACUCCGGGAGCCGCGCCCACUCACCCUGAGCCCGCGCCUACUCACAGUGGAGACGCGCCGGUCUACUCGGCCCCUACUGGUGGUGGACGCUCGCCCACUCCGGGAGCCGCGCCCACUCACCCUGAGCCCGCGCCUACCCACAGUGGAGACGCGCCGGUCUACUCGGCACCCUCGUACACGGCACCUUCGCCUGUCCCUGGACCGCACCGUGCCCCUACUAGCGACAUGCAGAGGUGCAGCAACGGUGUUUACGGCAUCGAGUCCCCCAACGGCAAAGCGUGCUGCGCGUUGGCUUGCGGAUCUUGCGGCGGUGUUGGCUGCAGCCGGCGCCCGGGAGGGUCCUACGACUGCUGCGAGAGCGAAAUCGUGGAAGAGGGAGAGGCUUGCGCUGCAACUGGAGCGUCUCCUUGCUACAUUGACGGAGAUGAGGUACUGGACCCGGUUGUUCCCACGGAGGAGCCAGUGACGCCCGGCGGCGGUGGCGAUGGCGGUGGACGCGGCGGAGGCGGCGGAGGCGGCGACGACUACACCCCCACGGACGAGCCCACCGACGCGCCAGUGACACCCGGUGGUGGUGGUGGUGGACGUGGUGGGGGAGGCGGCGGUGGAGGCGGCGACGACGACCACACCCCCACGGACGAGCCCACUGACGCGCCAGUGACACCUGGUGGUGGUGGCGGACGUGGUGGCGGAGGAGGCGGUCGUGGCGGUGGUGGAGGCGGCGGUGGAGGCGGCGGCGGCUCCUUCUCGUACGACUACGCCCCCACGGACGAGCCCACUGACGCGCCGGUGACACCCGGUGGUGGUGGCGGAGGAGGCGGUCGUGGCGGUGGUGGAGGCGGCGGUGGCUCCUUCUCGUACGACUUCUACCCGACUGACGAGCCCACCAACGCGCCGGUGACACCUGGUGGUGGUGGUGGACGUGGUGGCGGAGGAGGCGGUCGUGGCGGCGGUGGAGGCGGCGGCGGCUCCUUCUCGUACGACUUCUACCCGACUGACGAGCCCACUGACGCGCCGGUGACACCCGGUGGUGGUGGUGGACGUGGUGGCGGAGGAGGAGGUGGUCGUGGCGGCGGUGGAGGCGGCGGUGGUGGAGGCGGCGGCGGCUCCUUCUCGUACGACUUCUACCCGACUGACGAGCCCACUGACGCGCCGGUGACACCCGGUGGUGGUGGUGGACGUGGUGGCGGAGGAGGAGGUGGUCGUGGCGGGGGUGGAGGCGGCGGUGGUGGAGGCGGCGGCGGCUCCUUCUCGUACGACUUCUACCCGACUGACGAGCCCACCGACGCGCCGGUGACACCCGGUGGUGGUAGUGGACGUGGUGGCGGAGGUGGUCGUGGCGGGGGUGGAGGCGGCGGUGGAGGCGGCGGCGGCUCCUUCUCGUACGACUACACCCCCACGGACGAGCCCACUGACGCGCCGGUGACAUCCGGUGGUGGUGGCGGAGGUGGUGGUCGUGGUGGCGGCGGUGACGGUGGCGGUGAAGACCCCACGGAUGAGCCCACUGAAGCGCCAGUGACAUCCGGCGGCGGCAGUGGUGGUGGUGGAGGAGGCCGUGGCGGUGGGGGCCGCGGCGGUGGCGGUGGCGACGAUGGUGAUGUCUACUCGUAUGACUACGGCUGGGAGGCAGACAUCAACGACCAGUUCAUGCUCAAGGGCCAGUUCAUGUGGUGCACCAACGGCGUACCCGGAGUGGAGUCUACCAUGGGCGAGGUCUGCUGUCCGGCCAGCUGCGGGCACUGCGGGGGUGUGGGCUGCGACGAGCGCGGCGCGGCCGACGAAUGCUGCACCACUGAGAUCAUGGACUAUGGGCAGCCGUGCUCAGUCACCGGAACGGCUCCUUGCUACCUCGACGGCUAAGUCUACAUACAGCUGGCGUAGAUGCAACGCGGCAGCAGCAGCAGCGGCGGCUAUUGUUGGAAGCGGAGCCUUUCAGGAGCCUGAAAGCGGACCGCAUGCAUCGACCACCGGAUCAUUCGUCACCUAGCGGCCGUGGUGUCCUUUGUAUGUUUUAUUCUAAAUAGUGCUUUGCUAUGGAUAUGCUCAACCGGGGAGCAUUCCAAUAUUCCGGUAGUGCUUUGCUACGGAUAUGCUCAACCGGGGAGCAUUCAAAUAUUCCGGCGCGGUCGUUUCGCUGUCCUGGAUCUGUAUCCCUACUCCUGUUGUAGAGUACUGUCGACCAUCCUUUACAUCUUCGGUUUUCCCCGCACCCCCUUGUUCGCAUGGUGGUUUUUCUACGGGGAAGAGGCGCAUAUCCCAACGUGAAGUUCGUGUUUUGCACAGCGGUUGUAGAGCAUGCUAGCCGGCCCCUCGCACGAAACCUGCGGGGAAAAGGCCGUGCGCAUUCAACGCUGCGCGAUCGCAACGAAGCCGCGCACCGUCGUAGUGUCGUGUUUGUUUUGUCGUGUGUCGUUUGUCGUUGUAAGUUCUAUUGUACGCAUACGUCUGUCUGUAGCAAACAAAUAACGUAUGAAGAGAACCAUCUAGCACGGUCGCGCCUUUUUGCGUAGGCUCCGUCGGACGGGCAUGAUUUUUCUAAUUUGUCACAUUUGUUGCUGCAAAUUAAAUCAGGUAUCUGUAGCCUUCGCCCUGUCUGAUCGGUUGUUCUUGAGCGCGGCCGUGGAGUAUCCAAAGAUAUCAUGGCUCGUCUUUUGCCUGAAGUAUUGAGGAGCUAUUGUUGUGGAACUGCAGUAGUGCGUUCGUAGCGAGUUUAUGUACUUGGGACAGUGAUUUUUCGUAGACUUGGUCGGGAGGGCACGGUAUUUGCCGUCUUUCAGAUGUAAUUUUGCCUAGACUUGGUCGGGCGGGCAUGGUAUUUGCCAUCUUCAAGUAUCUCGCCUUCGCGUUGUCUGAUGGAUUGCUCUUGAGCGCAGCCGUCAAGUAUCCAAAUAUGUGACGGCGCGUCUUUGCCUGCCGGAAGUGUUGAGGAGCGUUUGUUGUGCAACUGCAUUUCUUCACUAGGGGGCAAUGUUGCCUACUGGUGGUAAGGUCUGCUGUUGUGGUGUAGAAACGGUAGAAACGUUUUUAGUCUAGUCAGCGAUGUUGAAUCAACGUGGACAAACCGCGGCAACUUGGAGUUGAUACGGCUACUGCUGCAUGAAGUCUCUCGACCGCUUUGGUGGGACGUGAGCUGGUGCCCGGAAAGAUAGUGUACACUUGAGAAAGCUUGAUUUAAUAUGAACGGUGCGUGUCGCGGUGAACA
Messenger RNA from Ectocarpus siliculosus, 5059 nucleotides. NCBI's taxonomy places the organism in Eukaryota, Phaeophyceae, Ectocarpales, Ectocarpaceae. The record is from the annotation of a GenBank genome assembly.